AUGAAUAGUCUCGUUUUCCACAAGAAAUCUCCUCUCCAAAAGAAUCCUUAUUCAAAGAGAAUAAAAUGCACUGGUUGUUCUUCUUCUACAUUUCGCUCGUUGCCUCAGCAUGAGCCGUUUCGGCACAAGUCUGGAGGAUAUGAAAAUUUUGUCAAAGGAUUGGAGGAAAGAUCUUCCAAAUUGAACGAUCUGGUAGCUGUGUGUGCUGAAUAUUACGAUGUCACCGCCUCCAAGAAGUUCUCUCUGGAAGGCCACAUUGUAUAUAUUCAAUCUGUUAAAGGCGAGAGCGCCCAUAUUGAGAACCCUCAUGAGAAUGUGUCGGUUUGGGCUAAAUACCGCAAAGUGAGAUUAUUCAAGAAUUGCAUCGAAGUCGCUGCUCGUGUUGAGUUCGUGGAUUCGGAGGCACAGUUGGAAAAUAUCAGGGUGUUGAGUGAUGACAGUGAAAACUGGGUUAAGGCUGCUGAGCGUAAGAUGAAACAAGGCUACUAUCCCCCAGAUAUGUACUACUAUGAUUAA
Molecule: messenger RNA, 516 nt
Organism: Candidozyma duobushaemuli
Lineage: Eukaryota; Fungi; Ascomycota; Pichiomycetes; Serinales; Metschnikowiaceae
Exons: 1
Coding region: 1-516 (171 amino acids)
Source: RefSeq, a predicted model, not a curated record